GUCUUGAUGUUAAAGUGGCAUGUGGGUCAGUCCAAAAUAUUUUUCUUGCAAAAAUUCUAACACAAUUUUUCUUCCUCCCAAGCUUAUAUAUACCCCACACACACCUCUUCAUUUCAAACCACAACACAACCUCUCCCUAAUAGUCUAUACUCAACUUAAAUCUUGGUUUGAAAUUCUGAACCUCUUUGACUUCAAACAACACUUGUUUUCCCACUACUUUUUAUAAUCUUCUAAGCUUGAAGUUAUAUACUUAUAUGUGCUUUGCUUGUGUUACAAAUUUGAGUACAUCAACUUGGAUUACAUAGAUAUUAGUUAGAGUUUUGAGUCUUCAUUUUGAAGCUUAACUAUAAUUUGGUUUUGUCAUAAAAAGAUGACAGUGGAAAAAGGUAGCAACAUGAACCAUCAACAACAGCCAUUUGAAGUAUCCAUUGACACUGCUGGUUCCAAGUGUUUUGACGACGAUGGCCGUUUAAAACGAACUGGAAAUGAAUGGACAGCAAGUGCACACAUAAUCACAGCUGUGAUUGGUUCUGGAGUGCUGUCUUUGGCAUGGGCUAUUGCACAACUUGGAUGGAUUGCUGGACCAUCAAUGAUGCUUCUUUUCUCGUUUGUUACUUACUACACCUCCACUCUUCUUUCUGUUUGUUAUCGUACCGGUGAUCAACUCAAUGGCAAAAGAAACUACACUUACACUGAUGCUGUUAGAGCAUACCUUGGUGGCUUUAAGUACAAGAUUUGUGGAGUUGUUCAAUAUGCUAAUCUUUUUGGUGUUGCUAUUGGAUAUACUAUAGCAGCUUCCAUAAGCAUGAUGGCAAUUAAAAGGUCUAAUUGUUUCCACAGCAGUGGUGGAAAAAAUCCAUGCCACAUGAAUGGAAACAUUUACAUGAUUUCAUUUGGUAUUGUGGAGAUCUUUUUCUCUCAAAUUCCUGACUUUGAUCAGUUAUGGUGGCUCUCUGCUCUAGCUGCUGUUAUGUCCUUCACAUACUCAACUAUUGGCCUCGGUCUUGGUAUCGGUAAAGUUAUAGAAAACAAGGGCUUUAAAGGAAGCUUAACCGGUAUAACUGUUGGUACUGUGACGGAAACCCAAAAAGUUUGGAGGAGUUUCCAAGCUCUUGGUAACAUAGCCUUUGCCUACUCCUACUCAAUGAUCCUUAUAGAAAUUCAGGACACAAUCAAAUCCCCUCCAUCAGAGUCCAAAACAAUGAAAAAGGCUACCUUAAUCAGUGUUAUAGUAACAACCAUUUUCUACAUGAUGUGUGGUUGUUUCGGAUACGCAGCUUUUGGAGACUCAAGUCCUGGAAACCUUCUAACCGGUUUCGGUUUCUAUAAUCCUUUCUGGCUCCUCGAUAUAGCCAAUGCCGCAAUUGUUAUCCACCUUGUUGGUGCUUUUCAAGUUUACGUCCAACCCUUAUACUCAGUAGUUGAGAAAACCGCAGCUGAAAGAUUCCCGGAUAGUGAUUUCGUCAACAAAGACAUUGAAAUUUCGAUCCCUUGCGUCGCCUCUCCGUUAAAAAUCAACCUCUUUAGAUUGGUUUGGAGGUCAAUCUUUGUGAUCAUAACAACUGUAAUAUCAAUGCUUCUACCAUUCUUCAAUGACAUCGUUGGACUUAUUGGAGCUAUUGGAUUUUGGCCUCUAACGGUGUAUUUUCCGGUGGAAAUGUACAUUGUUCAAAAGCAAAUACCAAAGUGGAGUACAAAGUGGAUUUGUUUACACAUGCUUAGUGCUGCUUGUCUUGUGAUUUCUUUAGCUGCUGCAGCUGGUUCUGUUGCCGGCGUUAUUGCCGAUCUUGGAGUUUAUAAACCAUUCCAUGCUAUGUAUUAAUUAUGCAACAUUACUACUUAGUGUUCACCAUCAUCAAGGAUUUAAGGCAUCACAAAAAGAAGCUUCAAUUCUUGCUCAUUUGAAACCUCUAGGAUGGUGUUCCUGUGUUAUUGCAUAGUGGCCUUGUAAUUUUUUUUUACCAACUUUUGUGUAUGCUUACUUUGUAACUUGCUAUGUACUCCAAUUUCCAAUGAGAAAUGGAAGAAAUGACACAAAAAUUUUCAAAUA
Medicago truncatula (barrel medic) is the source of this 2050-nucleotide messenger RNA. Its product is annotated as amino acid permease 3. The coding region runs from base 371 to 1822 and encodes 483 amino acids. The transcript has 4 exons. The record is from RefSeq and is a predicted model, not a curated record. NCBI's taxonomy places the organism in Eukaryota, Viridiplantae, Streptophyta, Magnoliopsida, Fabales, Fabaceae.